AUUGGCCAAUAGGAAAUGAGAGUUCAAGGUUAAUUUCGGCAACAGAUUUGGCGGUGCAGUAGUUUGGGGCCGGAACUUUCCUUGUUUUAAAUUACUAUGGGUACCAAUACUAGAAAUAAGAAAAAUAAAGAAGCACAUAUGGAUGGUCUAUCACCAGAGGAGCUUGAAUACUUGAAUAAAAACCAUAUAGAACCUCUUAAAACGAAACGUAGAUGUGGACUUUUAUGCAAUGUUUGUGGAAUGGUCAUGUCUACGGUUGCUGCAGCUAUUCACCAUACCUCUUCGAAUUCUCAUAAUGCGAACCUCAUGACCGCUGAACUAAAAACAACUCUUCUUUAUUUGCCUCCCAUCACGGAUUCCCAUAGAACUGCGUUAGAUUCAGAAUUAAAAUCCGCUUUUCUUUCUGUUGUGGCCGAUACCUGUGAGAUGCAGCGACGACAGAAUUUCGCAAAUGAUCUGAUUGCUGCUAUUGAAGCUCGAAUUCCAAAUAUAAAAGUUCGAGGAACUGGUAGUUCAUGGUUUGGUUUAGCCUUACCAGAUAGUCACUGUUCAUUGGAUGUAAUUUGUCCAAAUGAUUUUGACGAGAAUAAAUUACUGGCAAUGGACCCGACAAUAGAUGAUGCUGGUGAAGAUAAUGACGGUGACGAAGAGGGCGAUGAUAAUGAUGUUCAUGAUGAUGAUGAUGACGACGAUGAUGAUAAUGAUCAGUCUAUUCCACAGCCUGUAUGUGGUCAGUCAACAAAUAACACUGAACAAUCAAUGGGAAUUGGUUAUGUUCUUUCUAAUAUAUUCGAUUUAUUACAACUGAAUGCAUGUGAAUCACCAACUAACACACCACACAUACAAACAAUUUCCGAAAAAGCUACCUCAUUUAACUGUUCUCCUGAUCACAAUACAAAAAUGAAUGAAUUAUCCGACAAACCUAAUUUCCCCAAAUUUCAUACUGUUUUGCGUACAAGUGGUGACUACUUUUAUCUUUCUCUGACGGAUUUCUAUGGUGUACGUUAUCGUAUUAGUACUGGUAAUCCGUAUGGAUAUGAUUUGGCCAAAUUGAUUAAUACUUACCUCAAUUUAAAUGAUCAAGCUCGACAAUUAGCAAUAUUAUUUCGUAAAUUAUCACGGUUGGGUCAUUUAGAUAUGCCGGAAAAUGGUACAUUUGAAGAAACAGUCAUACCUCUGUUAGUUAUAUUCUACUUACAACAUUGUGAACCUCCAUCACUUCCAAAUCUUCAUAUGCUUUACCGCCAACAUCUUCAUGAAAUUCCUGAAAAUUCUUAUCAUCAGGUUUUGCCACCCAAUACUGAUUGUUCGUUUAUUACAGACAUUGAAUUGAUUCGAAAGUUAUGUCCUGAUCAACCAUAUUCAUCUUCGUCUAACAAUUUACCAUGUUUAGCUGAUUUAUGGCUUGGUUUCCUCAGAUUUUAUUUAUUUGAUUUUAAAACUUCUUCUUGUACGAUUAAUAUUGUGGAACCUGAACCAGUGUCGUGUUUUAAUGCUUCUGAAAAGCGUUGUUUUACAGUUACCGAUCCUUUUAACCCUAAACAUAAUCUCUGUAGGAAUUUAACUCAAGUCAGUCGAGAUUAUAUCAAUUCACAGUUAUUAGCGGCCUACGGUUAUUUCGGUGUGCCACGAUUGGCCACUAAUGGUCGACAUUUGUUCACACACAUUUCUGUUGUUGAAAAAUCCCCUGAUGAGCCAAAAGAUGUUUGUGACAAGUUGGAUCAGAAUACUAGUAGUAGUAUCAGUCAAACAACCAUGUCUAAUGAUAAAAUGACAGCAUCUGCAGGUAUUCAUUUAACACCUAUCAUUGAUGAUUCUGACAAUUUUGAAUCAAAUUUGAAUAAAGUAACAAAUUUAAUUACAGAGAAAUUUCAAUUACUUUCAAACGGCGCCACUAUCAAACAUUCUGUCCUACCAUCAACUGGGGAAGACAUAUUAGAGAGUUCAUCAACUAUUGACCACACAGCAUUGGAUAAUUCAAUGGCUGAACAGAAAGCUCUUCCAUUUUCAGAAAUGUUUUCAUCUAUUCUUACAUAUGUCAUGGAUGAAUUAUUUGAGUCAAACAUUGUACCCGAUCUUGUCAGUGGAUGCUUGAAAAUGUCAGAAAAGAGAUUUUUCGUUCCCAUAUCGUCUUCAUUUAAGCUUAGUUUGAAUGAUUUUAUCCAGAUUACACGAAAUUUCGCUUAUGACUACUGGCUAUCUUUUUUCAACACAUAUAUUAGUAAAGGAAAGUUUUCAGCAUCGAAAAGAAUCAUCAUAAAAACCACUUUGUCGUUAUUUUGUAAAAGUGUUAAAUUAUGGUUAGAUCGUUUAAAACUACAAAAUGUUGUUGAUAAUGAUAUUUCAAUUGACUCACCUUGUGGUCAAUCACAAAAAAUGAAUUGUUCAAAUGAAAAUAUAUUUGAAGAUCAAUAUAAUCAUCAAAUGUCUCCUAUAGAAAUGAAUCAAGAUUCUAGUUUGCUAAGUAAAAAUAUUGAAGAUGAUUAUUCAGAGCCUAUAGUUAGACAAAGUACAAAUAAUUUUCUUGACGUUGACGAAUAUUCGAAUCUUGAAGAAGUCAAUCAUUUACAGGAAGUCGAUAAUCCAUAUGAUAUAUGUAUGACUGUUUCAGAUGAUUCCUUUUUGGAUUGUAAUUUAGAAAAUGAUUUUAAUGACGGUGAAAUAUAUGGACACUUAGAGUGUACUCUUGAUGUAGAUUAUAAUGAUGAUAUAAUCGAUCCAAUCAGUACAUCUUCAUCUUUUGUUGACAAAAAUUCUGAACUUUUAGAAACUUUGACUUCUCAAGGAAGUAAUCAAAACAGAAUCAAAUCGUCUAACACUAACAAUUUAACAUCAAAUGAUUCACAUCAAGUCAACCAUUUGUCAUCCAUAAGUUGUCCAUCAAAUGAAUUAGUUACUGCUUCAAAUGAACUAACUAGACGUGACAAUAAAUUGACUAAAAAAGCACGUAAAUUUGAGAAAAAACAACAAGGUCAUUCUAACAAUAUGUUGAAUUCAAAUAAUAAUACAACUGCAUCGAAAUUCAGUCCUACCAAAGCUAAGAAAAAAAAAGCAGCUAAAAAGCUCGAAUGGGGAGAUGUGAUUUCGUCACGUUCUGCAGUCGCUCCUCCUAUUGAUGAUGAUCGUCCAGAUUAUUAUAAUUCUAAGCUUCUAGAGAAUCUACAACCGGACGAUUUUGAUUUUAAAUUUGUCUCAAAUAUGAACUUAUCCUCUAAUCGUCGACAUAAUCAAUCAUCUGUUUUAGGUUUAGCUUCACGAAAUCAACCAUCCACAUUAUUAGCUCAUUUCGAUGCACCUCAACCUCAAUGUCAAGCUUGUAACUUAACUGGUCAUCGACAAUCACAGUGUGAAACUACCAGUGAUAAAUCCGUAUCAUUUUUAGCAUGGCAUAAAUUAUUGAAUAAAACGCCUUGGCCACCGAUCGCUGAACAAAUUAAAAAUUUAACUUAUUGCCUGAAUUGUUUAGAAGAACAUCAUGAAACUUAUAAUAAAGUUAAUGCACGUCAAGAACUUGUUAAAAAGAUUCAUCAAUGUUUCUCAUAUCGUUUCCCUUCUGUUCAACUUGAAUUAUUUGGUUCUUGCGCUAAUGGUUUUGAUCUGCAGACAAGUGAUUUAGAUGUUUGUGUCUUUUUUCCUGUUGGAUCAACGGAAUGGCAUUAUUUAAAAGAUAAGAAUUCAACAAAUAUGUUAAUUCGAAAAUUCAAAAAACAAUUAUCUUAUUGUAGAAAUCGAUUAAAUAUUACUCAUAUUCAACCGAUUCUCACAGCUCGUGUUCCAAUAUUGAAAGUGUCUUUUAGCAAUUCAUUUGAAGCAGACAUAAGUUUUUCAAAUUACCUGGCUCUUUCAAAUACACGAAUGCUUGCAUUUUACACUAAAGUUGAGCCAAAACUUCGUACUCUAGGAAUUGCUUUAAAAACUGUCACAAAGAUAACAAAAAUUGGGAGAGCAGCUGCCGGUGGUAUUUCUUCUUAUGCUUGGAUCAUUAUGCUAAUCCACUAUCUUCAACAAAUUGAUCAACUCCCUGUUUUACAAGAACUUUAUGAAGGAUCAACAAAACCAACUAAUCUUGUCAACGGUUGGAAUGUCUGGUAUCAAAAUGAUUUAUCCGUUAUAAAUCGUUUGUGGAAACCAGCUAAUCCGUCCCAAUCAGUCGGAGAAAUGUGGUUGGGAUUUCUACGUUAUUAUCUGUUCGAGUUCAAUCGUGAUAAAUAUGUUGUAACUAUCAGACAAAAGAAUUUGUUAAUACGAUUUGUGAAAAUGUGGAGAUCAUUAUUCGCUAUUGAAGAUCCUUUCAAUUUAAAUCAUAACCUUACUGCUGGUUUAAGUCAUUCUAUGUUUCUUUAUAUUCUUACCGUAUUCCACACGGUUCUUGUUCAUCAUACUACAUUCUUGCCCAAACAAAUGUCUAUAAAUCAAUGGUGCUAGUAUUUCAAUCUCGAUUGAUGAUAUAUACUACUUAUAUCUGUCGACAUCUGUAGCACAUACCACAAUACCAUCAUAUCGACGAUUUAUUUAUCAUCAUCAUCGGUCGACAUAAUGAUAAUAAUAAUGAAGAGGAACUCUUAACCAUUUGUUUUCGCCAGAAUACAUUGUUGUCGAUAAAAGAUUUUUAAAAAAUAAUAUACUUUGUUUUAUAUGUAAUCAAACUGGACAUGGAGCAUUUGAAUGUCCAAGAAAUAAAAAGAGAAAUAAAAGAGAUAAUUCUGACAUAGUUACAUUACAUUCACUGAUUGGUCAUUUUUUACAAAAAGCUCAAGCAUCACAAUCAAAUUCACAGGAACCAAUGGGUCAACAUUAUGAUAAUUCAAAUCAAAAUCGUCAGUUGAAUUCUACUAGUGCUGUUUGUAAAAACUUCCCUAAACCUAAUAAUACUCCAACAAACAUAUCAUCGCAUACCUAUAAGAAUCCUUUUAAACCACAAAAUAGUUACCAAGUUCGACCGAUAAGAAAUAAUUUACAACAACAACAACCUAUCACUUCCAAUUAUCGUCAUGUACAACCGCAUCAUGUAAAUAUACGUACUAAUUCUCAUUCGAUACUUCCUUCAGUACCGUACCCAACUCCUUUGCUUCCGAAUAAUACUGUUGGCUCUAUCCCUAAUUAUGCUUUCGUACUUAACAGUUUAUCAAAUAAUCUUGUGCAAUCUAAUAUCUAUGGUCGACAACAAUCCUUUCCCCCGUCCUGUUAUUCAUCACCCGUUGGUUAUGUAAACAAUCAACAACAAUAUAGAAAUACUGUACAAGCGAAUCACCCAGUUAAUUACCGGCCAAAAAGUCAACAAAAUAAUAAUAAUAAUAAUAAUAAAUAAUAAUGAGCCUAAAAAAUAUCAUAAAUCCAGUCGGGUAUCCAGUUCAAGUGUUUAUGAAGAACAGUUUUCAUCUGUUUCAUCAGACCAUUCAAUAGUUGUUACGUCUAAUAAGUCUCCGUGUGAGCCAAAAAAGUAUGACAAUAAACAGAAUGUGUCUAAUCCUCAUCAAACUAAUGAUCUAUCACGAAAAUCACAUUAUCAUAAUUCAAACUACAAUGAUCCUGGGAUCAAUAAUAAUUAUACUUCUAAAAGUACUUUGUCAUCCUCAGGGAAUCAAACAAAGAGUUGUAGUACAACACCAUAUCGACAAAAACAAUCCGAUUCUCCAUUGAAAGCGAAAUCAAAUUUUCAACAAUCCCCACAAAAGCAAAAAUACUCAAUAUCUAAUGGAUCUGUAAUAGAUUCAUAUGAAAAAAGAACAUAUCCAGUAACAGAAUCAAAUAAAGUCAAUUCAGUGUUUAAAGGCAGUCAAAAUUGUCAACGUUUUGGCCGUGCAAAUAAAGCAAAAUUAUCAAAUAAUGAUGAUGAUAAUAAUAGUCAUUUAUUAGAUGAAAAUUUAGUUAAGCGCCUUCACAAUAUGUCCACUACAUCCUCAUCUUCACAAAAUAGCAAUAAUAAAUACUGAUAUUAAUGUACUAAAUCACAACUUCAAAAUAAUCUUUAUGAUAGAUUUACUGAGACAAGAAUGUGUGUACUGGAUUUUCUUUACAUCUAAUUGGAUAUUUUAUUCAAUUAACAUGUAUUUUUUAUUUUG
Messenger RNA from Schistosoma curassoni, 6062 nucleotides. The record is from the annotation of a GenBank genome assembly. NCBI's taxonomy places the organism in Eukaryota, Metazoa, Platyhelminthes, Trematoda, Strigeidida, Schistosomatidae.